This is a messenger RNA of Camelina sativa (false flax), 1891 nucleotides long. Lineage: Eukaryota; Viridiplantae; Streptophyta; Magnoliopsida; Brassicales; Brassicaceae. The record is from RefSeq and is a predicted model, not a curated record.
ACACGCUCUACUAUACAAUUUGAAGAAACCUAAAACGCAAUCACACAACAACACCAACCAAAUCAAGUUGGGAAAAAAAAUGGCACAAUUCCGCCAAAUAUUCAUUGUCUUGUCUAUCAUUUCUCCGUUAGUCACAUCUUUCACCGUGAUCACCUCCGACUCGACUGCUCCGUCGGCUCUGAUCGACGGCCCACAAACUGGAUUCACGAUGACCAACGACGGCGCUCGCACGGAGCCCGACGAGCAAGACGCCGUCUACGACAUUAUGCGAGCGACUGGCAACGACUGGGCUGCCGCGAUUCCUGACGUGUGUCGAGGCCGGUGGCACGGUAUCGAGUGUAUGCCGGACCAGGAUAACGUCUACCACGUUGUCUCUCUGUCGUUCGGAGCACUCUCAGACGACACGGCGUUCCCGACCUGUGACCCUGAACGCUCUUACGUCUCUGAGUCCCUCACGAGGCUUAAGCACCUUAAAGCCUUGUUCUUCUACCGCUGUUUAGGCCGCGCCCCGCAGCGGAUACCGGCUUUUCUUGGCCGCCUCGGCUCGAGUCUUCAGACGCUGGUUUUGAGGGAGAAUGGCUUUUUGGGCCCUAUCCCUCACGAAUUGGGCAACCUUACCAAUUUGAAAGUUCUUGAUCUCCACAGAAACAAUCUCAACGGCUCCAUCCCCUCCUCGUUUAACCGAUUCUCCGGUUUAACAUCACUCGAUUUGAGUGGCAACCGGUUGACUGGUUCGAUUCCCGGUUUUCUUCUUCCGCAGCUGAACGUUCUCGACUUGAACCAUAAUCUAUUAACCGGACCGGUUCCAUCCACAUUCGAGUCCUGUGGAUCGUUGAUCAAAAUCGAUCUUAGCCGAAACAGAGUCACUGGUCCCAUCCCGGACUCGAUUAACCGGCUUAACCAAUUAGUGCUUCUGGACUUGAGCUAUAACCGGUUGUCAGGCCCAUUCCCGCCUUCUCUGCAAGGGCUAAGCUCUCUUCAGGCUUUAAUGCUCAAAGGCAACACAAAAUUCUCAGCAACGAUUCCUGAAAACGCGUUCAAAGGGCUCAAGAACUUGAUGAUUCUUGUUCUCUCCAAUAUGAACCUUCAGGGCUCCAUUCCGAAAUCGUUGACUCGCUUAAACAGUCUCCGGGUCCUUCACCUGGAGGGCAACAAUCUAACCGGAGAGAUUCCUUUGGAGUUUCGGGACGCUAAGCAUCUAAGCGAGCUCAGGCUCAACGAUAACAGUCUGACAGGUCCAGUACCGUUCGAGAGAGACACAGUGUGGAGGAUGAGGAGAAAGCUGAGGCUGUAUAACAAUGCUGGUUUGUGUGUCAACCGGGACAGUGACUUGGAUGAUGCAUUCGGUUCAACAUCUGAUUCAAGUCUCAGUACGUGUGAUGGAGAAACACCGAGAACAGGUCCUUCCGGUACGGUCCAGCAUCUAUCUAGAGAUGACGGUGAUAUGCCGGACGGAGUUACGGGCGUGUCAAGCGGUUCCAAGUCUUUGGGGUUCUCCUAUCUUCCUGCAUUCUUUCUUCUGUUCAAUUUCAUCUCUAUGCUAAUUUGAGGGAUUAUAAAACUGCUGUAAAUAUUUCCGAGUUUAUUGUUAGAUGCUUUUUCUCCUUUUAUUCAAAAAGAAUUAAAAAUGAUCUUCACCUUCAUAAUUACAUAAAAUUCAUUCUAUCGUUAUGUACUCAGUUACCGAUUUGUUCUUCAUGUGUUUUUAUGCUCUGUUUUAACUUCCAUGUAUGGAACAAUUGGCUUUAUUUUUUCAUUAUGGGAAAGAAAAACCUAUGAACACAUACUAGUGAAUUGCAUCAGAUGUGCCCAUGCAACAGAUUCAAUAGUGUUUGAUUCUAGUGGCAAAACAUUGUUUUAAGAUUUAGGGACGUUACUAUCUACCUCAAAA